Molecule: messenger RNA, 1407 nt
Organism: Necator americanus (New World hookworm)
Lineage: Eukaryota; Metazoa; Nematoda; Chromadorea; Rhabditida; Ancylostomatidae
Exons: 8
Coding region: 1-1407 (468 amino acids)
Biological process (GO): regulation of membrane potential; monoatomic ion transmembrane transport; signal transduction
Cellular component (GO): neuron projection; plasma membrane; postsynaptic membrane
Molecular function (GO): transmembrane signaling receptor activity; acetylcholine-gated monoatomic cation-selective channel activity
Source: RefSeq, a predicted model, not a curated record
AUGAACGAGAGAAGCAUCUCAAAUUCGCUCGCAGUCAAUUCCCGCGGGCGGUCGAUUUCUGCUGGCUCUAUCUCUUAUUUUUCGUUGAGAGGAAAGGGUGAUGAGGUUCAUGUUCCUCUGGCUUCAUUGGUUUCAAAAACGUCACUGUCGAGAAUUCAAGGCGAUCAUAAACCAACUAGAUUCUUUUUAACGCCAUCGAAAGAACUGCCCACCUCGCCGCUUCUUUUUAUCAUGAAUGAGAACAUACCGACAGAAUUGCAUGUGACUAAACGGUUACACGACAGCACUGAAGAGCGCCUAUACCGUAGUCUAUUCUUUGCGGAUCACUACGAGAAGGAUGUGAGGCCCACUACUCAUCACUCAAAACCGACAAACGUCACGUUUGGGUUUCUUCUUAAUCAGAUAGUUGAAAUGGACGAGAGAAACCAGGUACUCACUACGAGGAGUUGGCUCAAUAUUAACUGGAUAGAUCAGCGUCUAAUCUGGAAUCACUCCGAAUGGGAGGGCAUCAAAAUGAUCUACGUACCUUAUCAACGACUAUGGAAACCUGAUAUUAUACUUGUAAACAACGCUGUUCGGGAAUAUCAUGCAUCGAUAGUCUCAACAGACAUUAUGACUACAUCUGAUGGAAACGUCACAUGGCUUUUCUCUGCACUAUUCCGUAGCUCCUGUCCAAUUCGAGUUCGCUACUAUCCAUUUGAUGAUCAGGCGAACAUGCGGUGCCACCGUUAUCAGGAGUGUGAUUUGAUGUUCGCAUCAUGGUCUCACGACCUGUCUGAGAUCGAUCUUAGGCUCAACACGGAUAAAGGAGACUUGAGUAGUUACAUGAACAACAGCGAAUUUGAUCUCCUUGACAUGGUGGCCAUUAAAAAGGUUGCGAAGUUCCCAUCUGAUUCUCGAUCCAGAUGGCCUACAGUUGUGAUAAGGAUCAAGAUGCAUCGCAGACCACUUUUCUAUGUAUUCAAUCAUACUGACCGAGACGAGACGACGUCACCCUCUCAGUGCCGUUAUGAAACUGGAGAAGAACUGUUACUGGGAACAUGCGACAGCAGAGGAGUUGGUGGAGUUGGUGUCCUCGUCAACACGGGUAUGGCAAAGAACAUCGACUCUUUCGAACAACUUACGACCCGAAUCGGACGUCUGCGGAUGAGAAGAUGUGGUCCAACACCAGCUUUGACUAUCUUCGUCGCUUACACUCCAACACCAAGCUACGAAGAAGAAGAAAAAGUUGAAGCCUUCUAUAUGGAGCUGGAGAAGUUCUACGGAGAAGAUCAUGCCUUCUACAAGGUCAUAAUUGGCGAUUUCAACGCCAAAGUUGGCCCAAGAAGAACGCCUGAGAAACUUCACAUCGCAACGCACGGCCUACAAUGGAAUGAACAGGGGAGAGGCUCUCCGAGUUCAUCAUGA